AUGGGACAGUCAAGUCGCGCAAAUUCUUUCCAUAAUCUUAAAUCCCUUUACGUGGAUGGAUGCAAUAAGCUAGUGAACCUUGUUCCUUCUUGCAUUCUAGGACGACUCUUGAGCCUAGAAAUUUUGAAGGCAAGCAACUGCGGUGCACUUGAAGUUGUUUUUGAACUUCAACCACUGAACCAUCUAGAUAGAAAUCCUAUUGCUAUUCCAUUAAAAGUGCUGACGGUAUCAACAUUACCAAAGCUAAAGUGUGUAUGGGAUAAGGAACUCCACUGUCAAGUUAAGUUCCAAGGUCUACGUUCUAUUAGCGUUUCUAGAUGCGAGAGCCUUUCUUCUCUGUUUCCAACCUCAGUAGCCAAAGAUCUCAUGCAACUUGAGGUGUUGAAGAUCGAUCAAUGUGGCAUUGCAGAAAUCAUCGAAAAGGAAGAUGGACUAGUUCCUAGGUUUGUAUUCCCAAAGUUAACCACUCUUGAGCUUAAGUAUCUGAGAGAGUUGAAGUGCCUCUACAUUGGAACACAUACUUCCCAUUGGCCGGCAUUGAAGAGAUUGGAGGUGCAUGGUUGUGACAAAGUGGAGAUACUUGCAUCGUACCUUGAGAAUGAGAUGCCAGUUGAUAAACAGCCUCUCUUCUUGGUAGAAAAGGGCGCAUUCCCUAAUCUCCAAGAGUUAAAAUUGGAUUUAUCGGAACGGAUGGAGAUAUGGCAUGGGCAUUUUCAUGAUGGAGAAUUCUUUUGCAAGCUUAGUUUGCUUAAGCUUCGUUAUCUCUCCCAAGAGUCUUCAAUAUCCACAUGUCGUUUUGUUGAGAGUUUAACCAACUUGGAAGAGCUGGUUGUAUGUGAAUCUUAUCUAGAAGACUCAAGCAGCAAUGAGGAAGCCAUAGAAGGCACAAGUCAUGAGAUGAAAGUAAUAUUACCCUUUUCAAGAUAUAUUCAACAUUUGCAAACUCUAGAUGUGUCACAUUGUGAUGGGUUAUCAAAAAUGUUCACACCGACAAUUGCUAAAAAUUUGGUGGCACUCACAAAAUUGAAGAUAAGUAAUUGUAGAAUAUUGACAGAAGUCAUUAAUGAUGAGAAAGGUGGGGAGGGGCAUGUGGUGGCUUUCAAUCAAUUGAAGUAUAUGGAGCUUGAUGGGUUGACAAGGUUGAGGAGUUUCAACUCAAGUGGAUACACUUUGAUGUUCCCACUCUUGGAAGAUAUCAUCGUGACUAGGUGUCCCAACAUGAAGUUUUUCUCUCAAGGACCAAUAGAGACAUCAAAGUUAAAGAGAGUUCAAGUAACAAAGGAAAAGUGGUUUUGGGCGGAAACCUCAACAUCACCAUCCAAAAUAUGUUUGAAGAAAUGGGCACGUUUGCUGGAGUAGAGAAAAUGCUGCUAUCUGACUUCCCCCGGCUGAUUGGAAAAUGGCACAGCGAACUUAAUCCCAUCAAGUCGUAUUGGCAAUUAAAAUCAAUGGUGGUAGAUAAAUGUCCAUCAUUUGUUAAUGCUAUUCAAUCCAGAUUGAUGCUUGUCCUAGACAAUCUAGACUAUUUGCAAGUGCGCGACUGCGAGUUGCUUGAAGAAAUAUUUGAUUUGGAAGGGCUGGAGGUUGUGGAAAGCACUCGAAUACUACCUCAGCUACAGGAAUUGGACUUAGUCAAUCUACCAAAAUU
Eucalyptus grandis is the source of this 1648-nucleotide messenger RNA. RefSeq lists its product as uncharacterized. The coding region runs from base 1 to 1359 and encodes 452 amino acids. Lineage: Eukaryota; Viridiplantae; Streptophyta; Magnoliopsida; Myrtales; Myrtaceae. The transcript is spliced from 3 exons. The record is from RefSeq and is a predicted model, not a curated record.